UAUGAGUUGGAUUACUAUAAAUAGUUAAAAUAAAGGUCCUGGAGGUAGAUGGGGACACAAUAGUGUUGCAUUAGAUGAUAAAUUAUAUAUUUUUGGAGGUUAUGGUAUAAACUUAGAAAUAUAAUUAAGAUGGCAAUUAUCUAAAUGAUUUUUAUUGUUAUGAUUUCGAUAAUAAUUUAUGGCAAACUAUAUUUUAAGAAGGUUAGGUACCAGAACCUCGAUCAAAUCAUAUUAUGUUUAUAAAUAACGGAACUAUAUAUAUUCAAGGUGGUGGUGGCAUAUCAAAAACUCGAUUUGGAGAUCUAUAUUCAUUUAAUAAUAAAACUUGGAUGAAAUAGAAAAUAAAUUUAAUACCUAGAACUUAUCAUACAGGUUGUGUAGGUGAUAAUAAAUUAUUUAUAUAUGGAGGAGAAUCUGGUAGAGAUUUAGAUGAUUUAGAAAUUGUUGAUUUAAAUAAUAUUACACAAUAUAUAGUGAAAGUUGAAUGUUAUGUAAAACCAGAAUCUAGACGUUUUGCAACUAUUUAAUAUUAUAAAAAUUAAUUGAUAUUAAUUGGAGGAUGCACUUAAUCUUAUAUUAAUACUCCUUCAAUUUAUAUUGCAAAUUUUAUAGAAAAAGAUAAUUAAAUAAAUAUAACUUGGUCUUUACUAUAGAUGUAAUUUUCUAAAUGGGGAUAAUCUUGUAUACAAUUUGAUGAUUUAUUUUAUAUAUUUGGAGGAAGAGAUGAUAAGGAUUCUGAUGAACUUUACUCUUUUGAUUUAUAAGAUCAUAAAAUUUAGAUGAUUAAUAAUGAAAAUAAAGUUAAAGCAAGAAGAAAGCAUAGUGCUUCUCUUAUUGGUAAUUCUUUAGUAAUUUAUGGUGGUUUCAAUGGAAAAUAUUAAAAUGAUUUAUGCUUCUAUGAAUUACCACUUAUAAAUUCUGUACCUCUCUCUGUUGAAUUACCAUCUAAACCAUAUUAAGAAAUAUCAUAAUAUAAAUUUGAAAACUAAUUUUAAUUAGAAAAUGGAGUUCAUUUUUAUAAAGAAUAAUAUGAUUGUUUAAUCUAGACAGAUGAAAAAUGUUAUGGUGUUAAUAAAUCAGUUCUUAUCAAUAUUUCAGGAUAUUUUAGAGAACUAUUUAAUGGAGAUUAUGCAGAAGGCUAAUUACUAUAAUUAGAUUUGUCAUUUGUAGAUCAUAUUGCUUUUGGUAUAGUUUUAAUUUUCUCAUAUGAAAAUAAUUUAAUACUUCCAAUUCUAAAUAAAGAAGAACUUUUUAGACUUUUAGAAUUAUGUGAUUAUUUAGACAUGAUUUAAUUAAAAGAGAAAACUUAAUAUUAUAUAGCUUAAACUGUAGAUAAAAAUACAAUUUAAGAAAUAUACAAACUUUCUGUUGAACAUUAAAAUAAUUAGUUAUAGCAUUUUUGUGCAUUUAAAGUUUCAAAAUUAAAAAUGCCAUUACAAGAAAUUGACAAUAUAUAAAGUUAAUAAGUAAAUAACAUGAAAAAAAUAAGAAAAUUGUCAAUAGUUAAUGAAUUAUGA
Messenger RNA from Paramecium pentaurelia, 1517 nucleotides. Lineage: Eukaryota; Ciliophora; Oligohymenophorea; Peniculida; Parameciidae. The record is from the annotation of a GenBank genome assembly.